UUUAAACCUAUCAACGUGUAUUGGUCUUUAGUGGUUGCCCGGCCGGAGAUUCACCCACAGACAAACCAGGGGCCCUUUCAAUUGGUAGCAGAGGAUGGUUCACUGACUAUCCAGAUCCAACUCAUCCGUUCUUGCCCGGAGACAAAGUUCUGGUGAAACAACUAGCUGCCCGCCACAAGACUGGUCCAAUUUACCAAGGUCCAUUUGAGGUUCUAAGAGUGGCUCGAACGGCUGUCCUUACUGACCAGAGUCCACAGUGGAUACACGCCAGCCGGCUCAAGAAGACGCCAGAAGGAGUCCUCAAGAAAUUCCCCGGACAAACAUGAGUCUUCCGGACAAGAUGCCUACAAAAGAAAUGGCUUUGAUCAUACCCCCGAGCCUGCAAAGUAGAUAUGAGCGAUGGCUAAGAGGCUAUCCAAAACCACUUAGUCCAAAGGAUCCAAAGACUAUGCUGGACUUGUAUGAGGAAGAAUUUAUGUUCAGGGAGUAUACCAAUGAACUAGAAACUGAUGACUUAAAAGAUCAGAACUUUCCUGAACCGUUUAGUAAGCAGAUGAUUCAGAGAAUGAAACUGUCAGAUGGUGGGAGACAAUGGAUAAACCCUUUCUUCUUCCGAAGGGUACUGACAUGGGGUGACAGGAGCAGGGUUGUCAAGGAAAAACCCCCUAAAAGAGAACUCCCCAGGCCACCCCAGUCUCCUUGUUCUACAACAUCUUUUCUUGAAGAAACAGAGGAAAAAGAAACUCAUACUGUUGAUAUAGACACUGAAGCAAAAACAAGUCGCAGGAUCGGGAUUAUUAAGUGUCCAUUACCCCUGUUGAACUUUUUGGCAAUUAUAUGUACCCUCGCAAUUCUUUAUAGUCUAGUAGUGAUAACUGUGAAAGUAGUUAUGACAGACACACCGAUACAAGUGAAUGAAACCUUACAUGAGAGAACAAAAAGAUCUAUAUCUAUAUUUAAUAGGCCCAAUUACAAAAAAGAGAAAAUCACCUGUUGUACUAAAAGAGGAAAUAAAUUGUCACAAUCAAUGUUAGAUAGAGUUAUAGGUUGGCAUGAGCAGAAGAAAGAAGGGGUAUGUAAACUAGACGCUAUAAUCCUAAUUAUCAGGGCGUCCCCAAAGAAUAGUUCCCUAUGUCUAUCACCCAAUCCAAGUGACAAAGCCACUAGGAGGAAAAUACAGGAAUUAAAGGGACAAGGAACUCAGAAGAGAAGUCUCCUCUCCGAGACAACCUUCAAAGAGAAGGUAAUAGACCACUGCUCUUAUGAGACUGGAGGUGGAUAUCCAAAAGAGAAAAAUAAAAAUGUUUUCUCUUGGUUGGAUUGA
Messenger RNA from Bufo bufo (common toad), 1324 nucleotides. RefSeq lists its product as uncharacterized. Gene Ontology annotation, cellular component: extracellular region. The transcript has 5 exons. NCBI's taxonomy places the organism in Eukaryota, Metazoa, Chordata, Amphibia, Anura, Bufonidae. Gene Ontology annotation, molecular function: chemokine activity. The record is from RefSeq and is a predicted model, not a curated record. Gene Ontology annotation, biological process: immune response. Bases 323 to 1324 code for a protein of 333 amino acids.